Molecule: messenger RNA, 8897 nt
Organism: Pristis pectinata (smalltooth sawfish)
Lineage: Eukaryota; Metazoa; Chordata; Chondrichthyes; Rhinopristiformes; Pristidae
Gene: ralgapa2
Product: Ral GTPase activating protein catalytic subunit alpha 2
Exons: 42
Coding region: 244-6189 (1981 amino acids)
Biological process (GO): regulation of small GTPase mediated signal transduction; positive regulation of GTPase activity
Cellular component (GO): nucleus; cytoplasm
Molecular function (GO): GTPase activator activity
Source: RefSeq, a predicted model, not a curated record
GCGGCGAGUUCCGUGUUUACACCCAAGAGGACGGAGAGUAGAGCGCGGUGUCACUGAGCGAGCGGCGGCCGUGAGGGUAGCGUCGGUGGAAGAGAGGGGAGGGAGGGGGGAAAAAGGAGAUGCAUUUGGUAGCUUGAGGACGGCUUCCUCCCGCUCCCUCCAAUAAUAACAAUUAAAAUCAAAGGUGCGAGGGGGCAGCGGGUAACAAACACCGGGGACGUUUCUGGCCGCUCGCCGAACGGAAUGUUUUCCAGAAAGGCUCAUGGAGACGUCAAGAAAUCUGCACAGAAAGUUCUGGACCCAAAGAAGGACGUGCUAACCCGCCUCAAGCACCUGAGGGCUCUGCUAGAUAUUUUGGAAAGAAGUGAAUUGAAGCAGUUCUUUGAAACCAACUACUCUCAGAUUUAUUUUAUAUUCUUCGAAAACCUGUUCACACUGGAAAGUAGUUUAAAACAAAAGGGAAAUAAGUCACAGAGGGAGGAGCUGGACUCCAUUCUCUUUGUAUUUGAGGUAAGCCUUCAACUUCUUCCUGAGAAGAUCAACAGCAGAUGGCAAUUUCACAGUAUAGGCUCAAUUUUGAAGAAACUUCUGCACACUGGAAAUUCUGUUAAGAUAAGAUGUGAAGGAAUUCGUCUCUACCUACUUUGGCUUCAAGCACUGCAAGAGAAUUCUUCUGAUGAGCAGCUAACAUUGUUUGCUUGUCUAGUUCCUGGUUUUCCAGCUGUUUCAUCACGAAUUGGACCAUGUACUUUAGAUACACUCAUAAAUCCUUCGUACAAUAUAUCUGAUGUAAAAAUUGCUGCGGAAGAUAUUACUCCUCUGUUGCCUUCAGUUUUGGGAGAAAAGAUAUCAGAGGACCAGACUUCAUACAUACUUAAAAUCCUUUUGAAGUACAUGGUAAUUCAGGCCGCAAGCUUGGAAUGGAAGAAUAAAGAAAAACAAGAAAGUGGUUUCAAGUUUCUUUUUGCCUUAUUUAAGAAGUUCUACCUUUCCCAUUUAUUUCCAUCCUUCACAAAAUUUACCAAUCUUUACAAUCCUGUACUUGAAAUUCCUCAAAUGAGGCCAAAACCACUGUAUAUUAAUAUAACACGAAACAAUGAAAGCAUUUACAGCACACGGGACCAGUACUUGGCAGCUCGGGUGGCAUUUAUUAAGUGGCUUGUGACCUUUUUUCUGGAAAAGAAAUACACUGCUGCAAGUCAAAACACUAAAAAUGGUGGAGAAGUGCUACCUAAAAUUAUCCAGUCAGUGACUGCCAAUCCAUCAGGUCAGGAGAAAGCCACUGAAUUGGAAACAAAUGGGUCUUCUGAACAGGAUCGAUCUCACUCCAACAGCAGUACACUAUCUGACAGAAGGCUCAGUUGUUCCAGUACCUGUAGCAUAGAAGAGGAACACCGACCAGUUUAUGAAAUGGUUCAGCGAGUACUACUUUCAUCUCAAGCUAAUGUGAAUUUCAUCAAUGAAGUUUUUCAUCAGGGGUUUCUGCUACCUUCUUGUGAAGCAUCAGCAAUAAAAAAAGUUGUCAAGGUUUAUCGGAAAUGGAUCUUGCAAGAAAAUAAACCUUCAUUUAUGGCAGAGCCAGAAAUAAUUGACACCGAUGAAGAUGUAGUUGAUCAUUCGGAGCAGCUUUCUCUAACGCUGCCAGAUAACAAAGAGUCCAGUCAACAGUCAAGACACAGGCGAACAUCUAGCUGGGGGAGAACAUAUUCAUUUACAAAUGCUAUCAACCGGGGCUGUAUUUUUGAAGAGGAAAAUGGAAAUGUUCAGGCUGGUAUUCAGUCAACAUUGCAAGUUUUUUUGACCAAUUCUGCAAAUGUGUUCCUGUUGGAACCCUGCAAUGAUGUCACAAAGAUCCUAGAUGAACAAGUUGAUGUGUGCAAGGCAGUCCUGAGUAUCUAUAGGCACAUGAUCAUGGAGCUGACCAUGAAUAGAAAGACAUGGGAGCAACUUCUGAGAGUAUUGCUGAAGAUUACUGAAGCAAUUAUGCAAAAGCAACAGGAUUUGCACAAACGGGAUGUUUUUGCAGAACAUAUGGCUGAACUACUUUUUCGGACUCUUAUUGUCGCUUGGAUCCGAGCUAAUUUGAGUGUGUAUAUUUCGAGAGAGCUAUGGGAUGAACUACUGUCUGUGCUAUCAUCUCUCACCAUGUGGAGUGAGCUGAUCACUGAGUGGGCAAAGAUCAUGGAUUCUCUUACUGUGGUGUUAGCAAGAUGUGUAUACAGUCUCGAUAUGAAUAACUUACCACUGGACAAGCUGAGUGAACAAAAAGAGAAGAAACAAAGAGGGAAAGGUGUAUACCAAGAUCUUAGUAAAGUAACUGGAGUAGGUAGGUCCUUUUCUCUAAGCUGGAGAAAUCAAGCUGAUGGCACACAAGAGCAUAUGCGAUUUAGAAGUGCGACUACCUCUGGUGCCCCAGGUGUUGAAAAAGCCAGAAAUAUUGUUCGCCAGAAAGCAACAGCUAAGCGAAGUCAAUCUAUCAGCAACUGUGUGCAUCUUUAUGAGGCUUUGCCAAGUACUAAAAGUGUGCCUCUGCUGCUUCAUACUGUGAGCUCUCUCUUACCUGGCAUCACUCAUGCCCCUUCCUCUCAGAAACUGUCAGAAGAUGAAGAACCCCAACAACCAGACAGUGUACCAGAUACAGAAGAACUGAUUGCUGGUACAACAUUGGAACAAGAACAAAAGCUGACCCAUAGCAGCAGCACUUCUGACAUUGCUGAACAGCUAUAUGCUGACCAGUUACAAGGACAAAGAAGAGAACACUCAUCUAGUUUCAGUAACUCUGAAUCUAAGAUUACUGUUGCUGAGCACAGACGGUCUGGAGGGAAAGAGAACGAGGCUCCAAUUAUCAUGAUCUGUAGAAGCAGUAGCCCUGGUGACCCAGAAAGCAAUCCAGAUGAACUUCAGCCAUCUCAAGAAAGAUCCAAAUUGAGAGCUAAAAGUGAGAGCGUAAGUAGUGAAACAUCCAAUGGUUUUAAUAAUUUCAAUGAAACGGAGAUUUCCUUAACUCAGUGGAAGACAUUUGAUGAAGGUUCAGCAGAUGUAGCAGAUGUUGCUAUUGAUACAGAUACAGCUUACAGCUGGCAGAAGAAGACUACAGUUCUUGCAGGGUCAGGUACUGCACUUUCAACUUGUGCAGAGCCACAACUUCCCAGCAUUUCUUCAGUUUACUCCAUACAACCUGAACCUAAGGAUUCACCCACACUCUUGGAUGAGAAGUUGCAAAUUCCUGAUGAUCUGGAGAGUAGCGAAUACCUUGCAGAUGAAUGCAGUAUCAUUGCUGGAGGAAACCUCACUGGUUGGCAUGCUGAUGCAGCUGCUGUGCUAUGGAGAAGGAUCCUGGGCAUUUUGGGGGAUGUCAAUUGCAUACGCAGCCCUAAAAUUCAUGCCAUGGUUUUUGAAUAUUUAAAUGAACUCUGGCACAAACUAGCUAAGAUUAGAGACAACCUUGGUAUCAGUUUAGAUAAUCAAGUUUCACCACAAUCUCCAAUUCUGAUUCCACCUCUUCGCAUGUUUAUGUCCUGGUUAUUUAAGGCAACAACCUUGCCCAAUGAAUACAAGGAAGGAAAACUACAUGCAUACAAACUAAUCUGUGACAUUAUGACUAAACGCCAAGAUGUCUUGCCAAACUCUGAUUUCCUGGUGCACUUUUAUCAUGUGCUGCACAGAGGCAUUGUGUGUGAGGAUCAGGAUGUGCUGAACAUUCUUACUAAGCAUUGUUCCCCUCGCUUCUUCUUACUUGGUUUACCUGGUUUCACCAUGAUGAUAGGAGAUUUCAUCACAGUCGCCACCCAAGUCCUCAACUCAGUUAUGCCAGAUGCACCACGUUGUGAAGCUCAAAUUCUUCUCGGAUCCCUGGUUUGUUUUCCUAAUCUGUACCAACAGAUGUCGCUGCUACAGCCUGUUAGUGGUGCUACUGACAUUAUCACAGGAAAUGAAGAUAUCAAGGAUUAUUUGGUAAAUAUUUUGAUGAAAAAUGCAAGGAAUGAAACCUGUGAGACUGCACGCUGCAUCGCAAUGUGUAGUCUUGGAAUCUGGAUUAGUGAAGAACUGGUGCAGUGUACAAACCACGCUCAGGUCCAAGAUGCACUCAAUGUAUUAGGUGUGACGCUUAAGUUCUCCAACAAAGUGGUUGCUGAAGUGGCUUGUGACAUGCUGAAGCUGUUGGUUACUCAUAUGGAAAAGCUUAAGAAGUAUGAAUCGCAGCUCCCCAAGAAAAUUGCUGAGAUCCUUGUUGCCACGAUUGCAUUUCUCUUGCCCAGUGCAGAACAUUCAUCCGUUGAUGCAGAUAAAAGGUUAAUAGUAUCUCUACUACUCUGUCUCUUGGAUUGGUGUAUGGCAAUGUCUGUGGAUGCCUUAUUGGAGCCUAUUAGUGCAGCUUUGAUGGAAGACCAAAUGGCACGCCAAGCACCAUUACUAGACUAUAUAUACAGGGUAUUGCACUCCUGUGUUUAUGGCUCUAACCUCUUUACCCAACAAAGUCAAUACCUCCUGACUCUUGCAGAUGUCUCUUCUACAGAAUAUGAUCCAUUUUUGACAUUGGGAAAUGUCAAAAAUUCUGAACCAACACAUUCAUAUGUCCCAAGAGAUUUAGGCAGCCUUCUUACUGUCACUGAAAGUAAGAAGAGGAGAAGUUUGGAGUUGAUCCCUCUUACUGCACGUAUGGUAAUGACACACCUGAUUAAUCAUUUAGGUCAUUAUCCACUCAGAGGAGGUCCUGCCAUACUUCAUAGCCUCAUCAGUGAGAAUCAUGACAACCCUUAUGUGGAAUCAUCAGACCUAUCUGCAGAGGUUUUCAAAAGCCCAAAUUUGCAACUUUUUGUGCUCAAUGACAGCACCCUAAUUUCCUACCUUCAAAUUCCUGCUGAAGCAGUAAUGUUAGAAAGGACGUCUGGUAGUGAGCCAAGCCUACCUGCAUCGGAUGUGAGGGUGAUUGUCCGUGAUAUCUCUGGAAAGUAUUCUUGGGAUGGUCGGAUUCUGUAUUGUCCAUUUAGCAAUCCAAUGACCUGUUCUAAAGACAGUAGGGCAUCCCCAAGUACAAAUGUUACUUUUGUGGUUGAUGGUCAGCCUGACAUGCAGAAGCCUGACUGCAGUGCUCAUCAAAUAGAACAAGAUAAUCUUGAUCAGCUGCUUGAAAACUUAGUUGACACCAGUCCAGAAUGCUUGCCACAUCCACGGCUGGGACUCAGUGAACCAGCACCACCACCAAUUGGAAUGAAUAGUGAUCAGGAAAAGAACAUCAUGGAUACUAUAAUGAGACAAAGCAAUCAGGAGGAGGAAUACAUUUGUAGGUGGAGCAAGGAUCAUUGUAUGAGUGUGGCCAGUCAAAAAGAAUCUACUCAUCAGGAACCUCAGGCACCCUUUUACUACUGUAGACUGUUUCUUAAUGACAUGGGAAUGAAUUCUUGGGACCGAAGGAGUAGUUUCCAUCUUCUGAAGAAAAACUCAAAGCUACUAAGGGAACUAAAAAAUUUGGAUUCAAGGCAAUGUCGGGAAACUCAUAAGAUUGCAGUGUUUUACAUCAUGGAAGGACAGGAAGACAAGUGCUCAAUUCUCUCAAAUACUGGAGGAAGCCAAGCCUAUGAAAAUUUUGUCUCUGGACUAGGCUGGGAGAUUGACCUGUCUACACAUUGUGGUUUCAUGGGUGGCCUGCAACGCAAUGGAAGUACGGGCCAAACUGCACCUUACUAUGCUACCUCUACAGUGGAAGUCAUUUUCCAUGUUUCAACAAGAAUGCCAUCGGAUUCUGAUGAUUCAAUAACAAAAAAGCUUCGUCACUUGGGAAAUGACGAAGUUCACAUCAUCUGGUCAGAGCACACAAGGGACUAUCGCAGGGGAAUCAUUCCUACAGAUUUCGGUGAUGUCUUAAUCAUCAUUUAUCCGAUGAAAAAUUGCAUGUUCUACAUUCAAAUUUUAAAGAAACCAGAAGUCCCAUUUUUUGGUCCCCUCUUUGAUGGAGCCAUUGUAAAUGAAAAACUUCUGCCAAGUCUCGUCCGUGCCACAGGCAUCAAUGCUAGUCGAGCUGUGAAAUGUCUCAUACCCCUCUACCAGAGCUUUUAUGAAGAAAGAGCUCAGUAUGUUGAAGCAAUAGUUCAGCAACACAAAGAGAUCAUGCCAUUUGAAGAUUUUGCAGCCCAAGUCUUCGCUCCCUCCCCAAGCUACUCCCUCAGUAACAUGGAUUUAAAUAUUUAAACAUCUGAUUACAGUUAUUGUUAAAGGUUCUCCUGAUGGAAGUCAAAGCACUGAAAUGCCCAUAGAUGUGGGGACUGAUCCAACAGAUCAGCUCUCCCCAACACUGCCGGGUGCCACAAAAAAGUGUCUCUGGGAAAUCUUGCCGUUCUGCCAGUUCACCUAAUAAAUGUUCAAGCUAAAGAAUUUUACAGUGACAAGUUGCAAGCUGAGGCCUGCUUUUCAGCCUCUUCAUUUUUCUACUACUUUACGGUCCUUAGAAUGACAUUCACUUUAGAUAUGAUUUGAACCUGCUUUCUUUCUUUGACAUAAAAUUGAAUUUCAGGAAAACAGCUAUAGAUAAAGAAUUGUGCAAACUUGAUUGUCAUUGGAUUCCCAAAUAGAAUGCCAACUAUAUUAAGCAGUAAAAAUUGUUGUGUUACAAGGGUGGUAUCAAUCCCUCCUCUCCUCCAGAGAUGAAUGUAUGGUGUCAUGUCCAUGCAAUAACAAUGGUAUAUAGUAUCACUUGCCAUGUAGGCUUAUUGAUGGCUAUGUUAAGAGACCAUAUGAUGACAACUAUACUCAGAGACUACCACACUCUAGUAUUAUAAUUAGGACAACUCUAAGAGCCUGAAAAUAGACUCAGCACACCUGUAUGAUUGUGGCAUUCAGUUAGCGCAAUACUAAGCACUCCAAACAUGUUAAAAUCACUGCCCUUUAGUGUUUCCGAUUGAUAUUAUGUUACUUAAGGAAAGGGAGGUCAUUCCUCGAUGGCAGAAUUGUGUGUGAGUGCUACCAGGAAGCUUAAUAGGAUUUUAAAAACCAGAUGUAAUGUCCUAGUAUGAAAUUUGUGCUGUGCAGUAUGUGCAUAUAUGAAUGUCUACCACAGAUCCUCUUUUGGCUAAUUUUAUGCACCUGCCCUCCAGCCAUUACCUGCCUCCUUUCCUACAUUCCUCCUUAUAAAUUCCAUAAAAUGUGACUUCUGUAACAUGCAAGCAUAGGAAUGUGAAUUGCUAGUUAGUAGAAACUCUGCUGCUAAGGACUUGAAGAUUAGGUGAAGCUCCAGAGCCAGUGGACUAGUCACUUUCAUGUGCACAGUACAUGGUCUUUCUGUAUUUAACUAUUUGCAUUGCAUUUGAGUGACCACAUAUAAGGGAAGCAAAGAGAAAAGCCUUUCUUAAUUCUUUUUAUUCCUUGUAAUAACAUCAUCAAAGGAAGAAUAAAGUUCAGAUUUAUACCUGUUUAUAUGUUGACCUUAUACUAUUUACUCUUUCAGAUUAUAAGCACAAAUAGAUCAGGAGGAUGAUACAAAACAAGAAUCUGAGCUAAUUUGGAGAUGGAAUUGUACCAUCUAUAACUCCUUUAGUGUACAGUGCAUUACUGGACAAAGGUUUAUUUGCAAUUCUGGCAAACUUUUAACCUGAAGCUCUUAAUUGAGUGCCUCCUGUAAAUCAUAUCCAAGCAAAAACCAUAUAUAUUUUUUAAAAAGUGCAACAUAAGAGUUAAAAUUCUAUCUGUUCCAAUCUUUCUGUGCAGUUUUUGCCUCAUUUGCUUGCUUUGUAAGCAUUCCCUGAAUAUUUAGUUAUCAUUUCAGAAAGGAAUAUGGCCACAGAUGAUAAAAUACUUCUAAAGGUGCUGCAUUUUGGAAAUCAUUGUUCUUGGCCUAAUUCUGAAAUUUUUGAAUGAACACCCAUUCAACUGUUAUGGCUCUUCGCCACUCAAUACACUUUAUCUCACAGCUCUAAAGCACUGAAUUGUAGGACCAAGUACCUGAUGUUUGUUUUCAUUUAGAUGCAUUAAGCUGCAAGAGAACACAGGCAAAUCACUGCAUAUUUAGAUACCUGAUUUGGGAGUUUUUUGAAUAAGAAUUACUUAUUACUACUUGUAUCUUAAAAAUUGUGACAAAUAGAACAGUAACUCCAUUAACAUUUUGUAUAUAUGUGUGCUUGCAGCUCAUUUCAUUUUAUAUCAUACUCCUGAAAAUCUGUCUUCCUGUAUGCUUCAAUCAGCGAUUGACGUAUGGGUUACCUGGACUAUUUAUUACUCAGAUUAUGUUUUGUUUGAAUACUUUAAACAGAAGAAAUGUAAGAAUUUAAAUCGGUAUUCCAAAUUUUGUCAAUGUCUACUAAUAUUUUGUUUUGCAAUGACAACUUCAAUAUUCUGAAGUGAUGUUCCUUUGAUGUUCAUCCUUUAAUUAUAUGGCAGCACUGUUUCUAUUGCACUUAUACUUUGUGUACCAGUCAAGUGAAUGUGCUCUUUGAUUGUCAGUUGCUUUGUACAAUGCUUUAUUUUUAUUAUAUAUGUAAAUAUGGAGUAAUAUUUGAUAAGCAGAAGAUAAAAAGCAGCCUUUGUAAGUUAUUAUUCAAAUGUUUCAUCUUGCUGUUGGCUUCCGUCAAUUAUUGUGCUCAUUUUAAAAGAAACAGCCAGAGCCUCCAGUGAUCUGUACUUGGCAUUUGGUGCAGGAAUUUGAGAUGCAGUCUUGCAGUGUUAUGGUAAUACGUGCUUCAUGCGGCAUCCUUACUUACCAAGUUACAGCUAAGAUUGUACCUUCUACAGCAUAUCAUUUGUAAAUAAUUAGUCAUAAGUCCAGUCUGUUUUAUCUGUUUGUUUGAUCUACAAGUUUUUUUUAAGAAUAUUUCUCAAUAGGAACCUACUUUGCAGCUUUUUUUAAAAUGUUUCUUUAAAAAUCUGUAACUUUAUAAUGUAAAGCAAAAUUAAAGAAGUGCACCCAG